CGUCUCGUGUUUACAUCAGGUUUCUGGCCGUAAAGUAUUAAAUUUGUUAUUGGGACUAACUCCCGGCAUUUAUUUGGCAAAAAUGGCCUUCACUUUGUGGACACUUUUUGAGGCAUCUCUUUUGUGCCUAAAUGCCAUCUGCGUCCUUCACGAAGAGAGGUUUCUGGCCAAAGUUGGUUGGGGUGUGAAUCAAGUGCACGGAUUUGGAGAGCAACCUUCGGUGAAGUCCCAAGUGCUUAAUUUAAUUAGAUCAAUUAGGACAGUCAUGAGAAUUCCUCUGAUCUUCCUCAACAUAUUGACGAUCAUAUUCAAAUUAAUCCUCGGUUAGCCCUCGCCAAGCGGACGUUAGGGCUUCUUUGGAGGUGAAAUUAACAACAAACUCUUCGUUUCUCUUGUCUACAGAAAAACAUGUAAUUAAAGUUUCCAAUUU
Molecule: messenger RNA, 430 nt
Organism: Cloeon dipterum
Lineage: Eukaryota; Metazoa; Arthropoda; Insecta; Ephemeroptera; Baetidae
Product: immediate early response 3-interacting protein 1
Exons: 3
Coding region: 83-328 (81 amino acids)
Biological process (GO): endoplasmic reticulum to Golgi vesicle-mediated transport
Cellular component (GO): Golgi membrane; endoplasmic reticulum membrane; COPII-coated ER to Golgi transport vesicle
Source: RefSeq, a predicted model, not a curated record